Molecule: messenger RNA, 1007 nt
Organism: Galleria mellonella (greater wax moth)
Lineage: Eukaryota; Metazoa; Arthropoda; Insecta; Lepidoptera; Pyralidae
Product: protein unc-13 homolog C-like
Exons: 1
Coding region: 140-880 (246 amino acids)
Source: RefSeq, a predicted model, not a curated record
UACGCGUCUCACUUUUAAUAAUUAUUAUAAUUAAUAUCAACUAUUUGUUUCAUAAGUUUUCAUAUGAUUUUAUAAUCGGACUGUGAUAUCUACCUGCUGAUCUAUUAUCUCCUCUCGUUUCUGCACUGAUUUUAUUAUUAUGGAAGCACUACACACUACAAUGGCAGCAUUGAUGGAGCAUUUCAAUAAGAAAAUGGCCGAGUUUCAAAAUGAACUGCAAACUCAAAAGGAAAGUACCACUCCUACCACUAUUUCUUCACUGGAAUCUAAUUUUAAGGUAUUCCAAAAGUUUGUCAACAUUGCACUUACUAGCCUCCAACAGCAGAUGGAAUUGCUUACUCGCCAACAAGAUCAGAUGGAGAUGCGUAGUCGACGUAAAAUGCUGUUAUUCCAUGGUAUUCCUGAGUCUCAAAGAGAAUCUGUUUCUCAAGUGAUAUCAAAGAUCAUUGUGGAGAAACUUGACAUCAGUGACUUCUCUGCUGACCAAAUUGACCAAUCUCGUCGAUUAGGUCUUUUUAAAAAAGAAAAAUCACGACCUAUCUUAGUAAAAUUUAGAGACUUGGAGAUGAGGAAUGAAGUGUGGUAUUCUAAAACGAAGCUCAAGGGUUGUGGCAUCACUGUGUCGGAAUUCUUAACGGCAGUGAGACACGAAGCCUUUUUAGCUGCUAGACAACACUUCGGCAUAAAAAAAUGCUGGACUCAUGAUGGAGUUGUUAUCAUCACUGGUACAGAUGGAACGAGGCAUCGCAUAACUUCUAUGAGUGAGAUAAAUAAACUAGUGAACUCGUCGCAAAGUUUGGCUGCAGAAGCUUCAUCAAACCAGAGUACAUCCACAUGUUCCACGGUUCCUGCGUCUCGAGCAAAGCGCGUAAAAAAGUAGUGAUUGCUCAAGCAUAAUUUACAAACUUUACCUACAUUACUGCUUUGCGUUAUUAGUUACAAUUAAAUUAUGCACUUGAAAACAGAUCUUGCCUUACAGAGUACCUACUUUAAAUUGUUUAAUAAGU